AUGAAAGGUUGUAGGAGGCAAAAGGAUAUCACUAACAGUGCAUCCGUUGAUAACGAUGCUUCGACAUUUCUCUCAGAGCCAUUCCUAAGAGAAAAUCAAAAAACUCGUUUAAAUGGUUAUAUCUAUCUGCAUCGAGUUGCAAUAGCAUUAGCAAUAAUAUUUACAACGAUCGGCAUCAGUCUGAGCUCUGCUGCAAUUUUAUUACCAUCGUGGCAAAUCGUACACUUAUUCGAAUAUAAUUCUGUGCAUGAACAUGGUUUAUGGUUGGACUGUACGAGAAACAGCAGAGGUGAACUAAGCACGAUGAGAAGACAUCACACAGAAACUGAACCAUUAUUUUGUGUUUACAAAUGGGAUUAUGACGAAAAUGUUGGAACUAUUGGAGAUGAAUACCAUGAUUCAAGUCCGAUUGGUGAAGUUAAUCGGCACAAAUUAUACGGAUGGCAAGCAACAACAUUAAUACUUCUUGGAAUUGCUCUUCUAAGUGCGUUGCUAUCCAUUUGUGUCGGAUUUUGCUCUUGUCGCUACCAUUUUUUAUCUCUCUUCUUCGUUGCAACAACAUUGCUCUCAACAUUUUUCUCAACGAUUGCCGAAUGCAUUUUCUUUUUUUAUUCGCAUAGAGCAGAUAAUCGUUUCAUAAAUGGUAUCGUAGGCACAUACGAACAGAGAGUUGGCUUAGCAUUUUUUCUACAACUUGCUUCGUGCAUUGCUCAUCUCGUUGCAUUCCUCAUUACACUGUUGGGAGCAUUCGCUUCUCUAUCGAAUAAAAAUGUGAGAAAUAAUUCGCUGAAUAUGAGCCAAAUCUCGAAAUCAGCAACUUCAUUUCUUCCUAGAAGUGCACAGCUGGAUUCUUCGCUCGUAUAUCAACCAACAACUGCGCCGGACAUUAUUAAAUCGUCACCAUAUCACAUAAAUUAUCAAAACAGUUAUAUGAAAUUACCAACAACCAGUUUACCUGAUUUGAAUUCAACAAAAUUGCGCAGUGGUAGUGAAACCUGUGUAUAA
Dracunculus medinensis (Guinea worm) is the source of this 1005-nucleotide messenger RNA. Lineage: Eukaryota; Metazoa; Nematoda; Chromadorea; Rhabditida; Dracunculidae. The record is from the annotation of a GenBank genome assembly.